This is a messenger RNA of Petromyzon marinus (sea lamprey), 2773 nucleotides long. RefSeq names its product PHD finger protein 21A-like. The record is from RefSeq and is a predicted model, not a curated record. Lineage: Eukaryota; Metazoa; Chordata; Hyperoartia; Petromyzontiformes; Petromyzontidae.
CAAAAUCCUUUGUGUUAUUAUUACUAGUAUCUUCAUCAUUUAUAUUACUAUUACUGUCGCCACUGAUUAAGGCACUCUUACUCACGUAGCCCUCAUUGCUGGAGUGUUGUUGACGGUGUUCAUGUCGUUUUGCGUGGCUGCCCGCGUCUGUCUCCGCGUUCUGAUUGUUGCAGUCAGUUUCGCGAAUAUCCCUUUAAGCUUUAAUGUCACGGUGACAGUGUCAUCAUAAUGCGUUAUAGCGGCACUACUACGGGCUUAUAAUUAUAACACCAGCGGCAGAGUGGGGGGGGGGGUCUCAAACGUCACCUUUUGUGUUACCGAUGGCGGUAAUCUUUGCAGGGUUACCGCGGCGACUGUAAUUUAUAUUGUUAAGGAUGUUAUCUUGUUUUUACUUGAAUUGUUUUAUAUGCUUUGUUGUCGUUUCACGUGCGGCGGUGGUGGUGGUGAGGGGGACGAUUUGAUUUUUGUGCGGUCGAGGUGUUUUUUUCUUCUCCUCGCGAAGCCGGGAAACCACUACAAACAAAAGAGGAUCACAAAGUAGUGGUUGUUAGUGGUGGUAUGGAGCUUCACACCUUACAAGACGCUCUCAAGCACGAAAUUCAGCAACACCAGAAACUGGUGUCACAGAUCAAGCAGGAUCCACAGGACGUGGAGCUGAAGAAGCAGCUGCACGAACGGCAGGCGCGCAUCACGGCACUCAGCGAGAAGCAGAAGAAGGUGGUCGAGCAAUUAAGAAAGGACCUGGUGAACAAGCAGCACCAGCGGCAGCACGGAACGAGCGGGGACGUGCAGCCGCAUGCAACUAAGAUGGUGUCACGGCCACCUGUCGCGAUCGCCAUUCCGCUGGUAAAAGGCGGCUCCCACAACGCACAGCAGCAGCAGCAGCAGCCGCCACCACGGCCGGUCGCUCCGGUCGCCCCCGUCGCCCUUCUUGCUCCGGUUGCGCCCGUCGCUCCCGUCGCUCCCGUCGCGCCCGUGACCCCAGCGGCGGCGACGUUGCUAAGUAACGGGCAGAAGACCCCGCCGCGCGUAGAAGCGUCGGCGCAGACUCCUCCCGGCGUUCAUGCCGCACCGCAUAGGAGCAAGCAGGCUCAGGUCGGUACUUCCCAGGUGCCUUUGCGAAUUCCACAAUUUCCGGCAGUGCAGAGACUCGUGGGUAAAAGUCUUGCCAUACUUCCGGAGAUCAGACCCAAGCCCCUGGCUUCAUCCCCCAGUGCCCAGGAGAGACCGCACUGCAAUGGCAAGAGUGGCAGCGGGGCCCAUGCGCGUGCGCUGCACGCUCACGUCGCCAACGGCACGGCUGGCACGACUAUCAAGAGCGGCUCCUCUGUGGAUGAGGCCAAGCAGCCCACGCCGACAAGAGUGCAGGUGGCCCCAGGAAGGGGGCGGCUGGAUGGCUCCACCAACCACGGCCCGUCGCCCCAUCACAGCAUGAGCGGUCAUGGCCGGUCGCCGCCGCCGCCGCCGCCGCACGGCAUGGUCAAUCACGCACGUUCCAGGAUGUCGGACAGCGCCGAGAUGUCCAGUGGGGGCCCGGGGUCAGAACGUUACAACGAGAAACAAAAAAAGACGAUAGUGCAAAGUAUUGGAAAGAAAGUUGCCUUCAUGGUGGCUCUGGGUCUGGCCACACCUGAACACGUCGAGGAGCUGCAGAGCCGGCGACAGGAGAGGAAGCGACGGACGACGGCGAACCCCCUGUACAGCGGAGCGUACUACGAGCCCGAGUGCAAGCGCGGGGCAGCCAGCUACCUGAGCAGCAGCUCCUCCGCUCACCAUACAACGAGGAGGCGAGUUCCUGACGAUCCUACGUGGCGGGCAGAGGCGGAGGAGUGCUGCUGUGUCUGCAAGCGGAGUGGGCUGCUCCUCACGUGCGACGCUUGCUCCGGCCUCUAUCACCUCGAGUGCCUAGAGCCGCCCCUCAAGUCCACCCCACGCGGCGUCUGGUUCUGCCAAGAAUGUCAGCAGCAGGGCUUUAAGAAGGACGACGCCAUGCUGUGGCCGGAGACCCUGGCAGUGGUGCACGCGUACAUCGCGCAGAAAACCACUAAAGAGGAGGAGCGCCGUCGCCUGCUCAAGCGCUCGGCCGAGCUGCGGUGCCAGUGCGAGGCGACGGAGGGACGCGUCUCCACCGUGGGACUGCUCAUCACGAAAAGCGUCGAGAGCCGCAGCGAUCUCGUCGCCAAGGAGGACCAGAGCCGCACGUCGCUGGAGAGGCUACGGACGCUGCUGGCUCUCGUUCAGGACUCGCGCUCCGCGGCGGCCGCCACCACGCUGGUGUCUCUGUGACGUACUGGAGCUGCGCGGACGCGCGCGUCCGCACGCACGCACCAGACGUGAAUUCACAAAUGUCGGAGGCACGCACACUCGGGUAACACUUGCACAGACACUCGUGCACACGGUUCUCUUACAGUUACAGUUAGGGUAUACACGCGUGCGUGCGUGCGUCGGCGCGCUCGCAGUCCACGCACACGUGAGCGAGCUCGCAGUUACGUGGGCGCGCAGGUGUGGGCGGCACAGGUGUACUCGCGCAGGUGUACUCGCACAGGAAUGCUUGCAACGGGCACGCCUACACAAGACACCCACGUGAAUACAUACAAACAACCAUGCUCACUCGGGCGUGCUUUGUGUAGUCACAUGUGAGCACGUGCACAGGCGCUCCCACGCACGCAUGCAUGAAAACGCUUGUACAUAUACACACACACACACGCGCGCGCAUGGGCACAAAACAAAGAUCCCCCGUAUCGCCUGAACAGACUUUUGGGGCAAUUGCUGU